AUGGACGGCUUUGAUGCUACUCAAGCUCCAGCGGCUUACAAAACCGUUGAGCCCAUUGUCAAUAUCCUCACCUUGGCCAUGACGUUGGGCUGGCUAGUCAACUACGCUGGCAUGAUCCAUAUUUCUUUCAAAGAGAAGACAUACGCAAUGGGCAUUAUGCCUCUCUUAAUAUACCCACCAAAAAAUCGAUUGGAACUGAUCGUUACGGCAACUGCGCUUAUAGUCAACGUCGCGAUCAUGUACAGCGCCAUGAGACACUCACCCAAUGAAUGGUCCCACGCACCCUUGGUCCAACGGAACCUUCGGUACAUCUUUGCCGUUGCGGCGUUCUGCCGAUUGCUUCUCGGCACCGGUGGCCUGUGUCAAUUGCUAUGUCGGGGAAGUAGUCGUGGGGCGUCGAAUCUUCUGUGGAUAUCGAGGUUUAUUGGUUCUCUUAGCUUAGUGAGUAUGGCUGCGUUACGUUGGAGGUACUGGCCUGAGGCAUUUGCCUGGCUGGACAAUCCUCUGAUUUUGUGGUCGGUGGGGAUGUUUCUCUUUCUAGAUUUGUCAUAUGGCCUUUGCUAUUGGUACAUCCUGAGAGUCGAAAACUUGAACAACAAUCGGGACAGUUGA
Molecule: messenger RNA, 612 nt
Organism: Aspergillus eucalypticola CBS 122712
Lineage: Eukaryota; Fungi; Ascomycota; Eurotiomycetes; Eurotiales; Aspergillaceae
Exons: 4
Coding region: 1-612 (203 amino acids)
Molecular function (GO): lyase activity
Source: RefSeq, a predicted model, not a curated record